UAUAAAUCUGGCUUGAUCUCUAAACCAUUUCCCCACAAGAAAAAGGGAGAAAGAGAGAAAUGGAUCCAACAUCCUACAAAAUUUUCCUCCAACUUGUGCAGUACUUUCCCUAUGGAAACAACAUUGACGUCAAUAAUCCCACCUCUUCUUCAGUACUCAUCUUCCUCCUCUUCCUCCUCUUCCUACUUUCACUCAAAUUCCUGUCCACCAAAAACCCCAAAAUCAACAACUUACCACCAUCACCACCACAACUCCCAAUAAUUGGCAACCUUCACCAACUAGGCAGCCUCCCACACCGCUCAGUGGCAGCUCUUACAGAGAAAUAUGGGCCUCUCAUGCUCCUCAAACUAGGUCAAACCCCAACUCUUGUUGUCUCAUCAACAAAACUAGCUAAAGAAGUAAUUAAGUCCCAUGAUACCAUCUGCUCAAACAGAGUCCAAAACACAGCUGCAAAAUCCAUAUUCUAUGGAUGUCAUGAUGUGGCCUUUGCUUCCUAUGGAGAACAUUGGAGACAGGCAAGAAAAUUAUGUGUUUUGGAGCUCUUGAGUUCCAAAAAAGUUCAGUCUUUCCAACAUGUUAGAGAUGAAGAAGUUGCAAGGCUAGUGAAAAAGAUUGAAAAAUGUAAUAAGGAUAACCCAUUAUUGUGUGUGAUCAAUCUCAAGGAGCUCUUGUUGUCAACUUCAAACAAUAUUGUGGGGAGAUGUGUUUUGGGAGAGAAGUUUGUGGAAGAACAUGAUGGAUACUUCGGCGAAGUUACAAGAAAGGCUAUGGUGCUUUUGGCUGAGUUUUGUGUUGGGGAUGUUUUUCCUUGGCUUGGAUGGAUUGAUGUUUUGAAAGGAUUUCAUGGUCAACUCAAAGCUUGUGUUGAAACAUUGGAUAAGCUUGUUGAGAAAGUGAUUGAAGAACGUAGGGAAAAAUUGAAGAGUGGUGACGAUCUACCUUCUGAGAAGGAUUUUGUGGGGGUUAUGCUCAAAUUGCAACAACAAGACGCACUUGAUUAUCAUUUCACGAUGGAAAAUUUCAAAGCAAUUCUACUGGAUAUGUUUGUAGCUGGAACAGACACAACAGCAGUAAGUUUGGAAUGGUCAAUGGCUGAACUGAUGAGAAACCCAACAGCCAUGAAAAAAGUUCAAGAAGAGGUCAGAACAAUAGUUGGUAAAAAGACAAAGAUUGAAACAAAAGACAUCCAAAAAAUGGAGUACAUGAAAUGUGUUAUAAAAGAAACUUUAAGACUUCACCCACCAGGUCCUCUUUUGUUGCCAAGAGAAACAACGGGAAGUUUUAACCUUGAAGGCUACCAAAUUCCACCAAAAACAAGGGUGUGGAUCAAUGUUUGGACAAUUCAAAGAGACCCCGAAAUCUGGGAAAGCCCAAACCAGUUCGUUCCAGAGAGAUUCAUGGAAGAAAAGAAAGCAGUUGAUUUCAAAGGUCAUGACUUUGAGUUCAUUCCAUUUGGGAGUGGAAGAAGGAUGUGCGUUGGAAUGUCAUUCGGAAUUGCUUCUUUUGAAUAUGUAUUGGCCAAUCUUCUUCAUUGGUUUGAUUGGAAGCUUCCAGAUGGGAAGUUGUUGGAUAUGACUGAACAACAUGGCCUUGCCAUUUCCAAGAAACUUUCACUCCAUCUUAUUCCAAUUCCAUAUUGUGUGUAACUUUUGUAAUACUCGUAUGGGUAUUUGCAAAUAUAGCGUUAUAUAACAACAUUUUGGAAAAAGGGUAAACAUACCAAAAUUCUUGAUAAACUUUUCUAUAUUGGUAAUUUUUAAAUUUUUUUGUUAUUGUUAUUUAUUAUAAUAUUAUAUCGCAAUCGGUCUAAGUUGAA
Messenger RNA from Cucumis sativus (cucumber), 1816 nucleotides. RefSeq names its product cytochrome P450 71A1-like. The record is from RefSeq and is a predicted model, not a curated record. The transcript is spliced from 2 exons. NCBI's taxonomy places the organism in Eukaryota, Viridiplantae, Streptophyta, Magnoliopsida, Cucurbitales, Cucurbitaceae. Gene Ontology annotation, molecular function: heme binding; monooxygenase activity; iron ion binding. The coding region runs from base 60 to 1646 and encodes 528 amino acids.